AAAAAAAAAAAAGAUGACGACCGGGAAGGCCCAAAGACUGGGGCACCCACCAUCAUCAUAUCUCCUAACGGCUAAAAACUGCCUUGCAGCACCUUGAUCUUAAAAAUCCCAAGCCCGACCGCGACCAAGGAUCAGCAGCCCGUUCCCCGGGCAGAGAUACCAGAGUGAUAAAGACUAAGUGUCCCGCGGGGCCGUGGAACAGGACCCGGCCGCCGCUCUCCUUCUCCUCCUCCUCCUCCUCCGUGCGGCGCGGAGCGUCUGGCCAACGAACCGUCUUCUCCCCGCUCCCCACCCCCCGCGCCCCCCUCCAACGGUCGCGAGCGCCGGGUCGUGACGCGACAGCAACUCGACAUGCGGCGCGGCGCGGCCCGAGGAGCCCCGAGGCCCACCACUCAGCGCCCCCGGAACCUCGCAGCACUCGACGAACCCCGGCCCGGCCCGACCCGGCCCCGCCGCGCGCCCUAACCGGCGAAUUAUACUUCAACAUACUCUAAAUUGUAUGCUACUGAUGGGAACUGUUGAAGUUUAUAAUGUCAGAGACUUUCCUUAGACCAAAGGUGUCUUCCACAAAGGUAACAGACUGGGUAGAUCCGGCAUUUGAUGACUUUUCAGCGAGCACUGCCAUCACCACCAUCACUGCUUCAUCUUUAAGUUUGAAUAACUCUAGUCACAGAAGAAAACAUUUGUCCUCCACAUUAGAAAGUAACAGAUUGCCGGCUAGAAAAAGAGGAAGGCUGUCUUUAGAACAGACUUAUGGUCUAGAAACUUCAAGAGAACAUGUAUCUGACAAUGAGCCAUGGGUGGAUAAAUAUAAACCAGAAACUCAGCAUGAACUUGCUGUGCAUAAAAAGAAAAUUGAAGAGGUUGAAACCUGGUUAAAAGCUCAAGUCUUAGAAGUGAAGCCGAAACAGGGUGGGUCUAUUUUAUUAAUAACAGGUCCUCCGGGAUGUGGAAAAACAACUACUAUAAAAAUACUGUCAAAGGAGCUUGGGAUUCAAGUACAAGAAUGGGUUAAUCCCAUUUUACCAGACUUCCAAAAAGACGAUUACAAGGAGUUACUUAAUUUAGAAUCAAACUUGUCUGUAGUUCCGUACCAAUCUCAGAUAGCAGUCUUCAAGGACUUUCUGUUAAGAGCCACCAAGUAUAGCAAACUGCAGAUGCUUGGCGAGGAUCUGACAACUGAUAAGAAGAUAAUUCUGGUGGAAGAUUUACCUAACCAGUUUUAUCGAGACGCCAAUUCUUUACAUGAAAUUCUAAGGAAGUAUGUACAGAUUGGCCGGUGUCCUCUUGUAUUUAUAGUCUCUGACAGUGUCAGUGGAGAUAAUAAUCAGCGGUUACUCUUUCCUAAAAACAUUCAAGAAGAGUGUUCUGUUUCAAAUAUUAGUUUCAACCCUGUGGCACCAACAAUUAUGAUGAAAUUUCUUAAUCGAAUUGUGACUAUAGAAGCUAGUAAGAAUGGAGAAAAAAUUACUGUCCCUAAUAAAACUUGUGUGGAGUUGCUCUGUCAAGGAUGUUCUGGUGACAUCAGAAGUGCAAUAAACAGCCUGCAGUUUUCUUCUUCAAAAGGAGAGAACAAUUCAUGGUCAAAGAAGAAAAGAAUGUCAUUGAAAUCAGAUGCUGCGAUAUCAAAAUCAAAGCAAAAAAAGAAACAUAAUAGUACUUUGGAAAAUCAAGAGAUUCAAGCUAUUGGUGGAAAAGAUGUUUCUCUUUUUCUCUUCAGAGCUUUGGGGAAAAUUCUGUACUGUAAAAGAGCACCGUUAGCAGAGUUAGACUCACCUCGCUUGCCUGCUCACUUGUCAGAGCAUGACCGGGAUACUUUGCUUGUUCAGCCUGAGGAAAUAGUAGAAAUGUCACACAUGCCAGGAGACUUUUUUAAUUUAUACCUUCACCAAAACUACAUAGAUUUCUUCACCGAAGUAGAUGAUCUUGUGCAAGCCAGUGAGUUUCUAAGUUUUGCAGAUAUCCUCGGUGGUGACUGGAAUACACGCUUGUUACUCAGGGAAUAUAGUACAUCUGUAGCUACAAGAGGUGUGAUGCAUUCCAAUAAAUCCCGGGGAUUCGCUCAUUGCCAAGGAGGAGGAUCAAGCUUUCGACCCUUACAUAAACCCCAGUGGUUUGUAAUACAUAAAAAGUAUCGGGAAAAUUGCCUGGCAGCAAAAGCACUCUUUUUUGACUUCUGCCUACCAGCUUUGUGUCUCCAGACUCAGCUCUUGCCAUAUCUUGCUCUUCUGACCAUUCCAAUGCGAAAUAAAGCUCAGAUUUCCUUUAUACAAGAUAUUGGAAGACUUCCUUUGAAGCGAAACUUUGGAAGGUUGAAAAUGGAAGCCCUGACUGACCGGGAGCUGGGGCUGAUAGACCCUGACAGCGGGGAUGAGUUCCUGCACAGCGGAGGCCAGCCCGCUCAGACUGCUGACCCAGAAACCUGGUCUCUUCCUUUGAGUCAGAACAGUGGGAGCGAUCUGCCUGCCAGCCAGCCUCAGCCCUUUUCCUCCAAAGUGGACAUGGAAGACGAGGAGGAGGAAGAGGAAGAUAUAAUAAUAGAGGACUAUGACAGCGAUGAGACAUAGAGAACAGCCUGCCAAUCAAAUUGCUACCUGAGAGAUGGAUUUUAGUCUAUUCAGUGGUACUAGGACAGCAUUAACAUGUCUCUAAAGGACAAGCAGUUUGUUAAUUGCUUAGUUCCUUCUAGUAUCCAUCACAGCAGCUGCAGCCUGUCAUCUUGAAGUAAAGCAGGUCUCAAGUACUCAGUACUUAGUAUUUAUUUAGUCUUGUGUAUGGUUUGAGGAGAGGUCACAGUGUGAUGUAUGAAUGUUGUGCUAAAUAUCAAAAUGUGAAGGAGUAAUCCAGAAUAUACAGACUUUAUGGGGUGUUGUAAAUUUGAUUUAUAAAACAGUUUAGGAUGCAAUUAUGAGUAUAAAUAAACUUUGUGCCUUAAUUACAGUUUGCAUCUAGCUUCUCUGAUACCGUUUUUUGGUAUGUUGUACAGUGGAAUAUUUUAGAUACUUCUGGAAAGUAUUUACAUAAUUUAUAUCAAAAUUAAAAAAAUGUUGGAUUUCA
Messenger RNA from Mastomys coucha (southern multimammate mouse), 3057 nucleotides. It is a transcript of the gene Rad17, whose product is annotated as RAD17 checkpoint clamp loader component. The record is from RefSeq and is a predicted model, not a curated record. Gene Ontology annotation, molecular function: chromatin binding; DNA clamp loader activity; ATP hydrolysis activity. Bases 531 to 2567 code for a protein of 678 amino acids. NCBI's taxonomy places the organism in Eukaryota, Metazoa, Chordata, Mammalia, Rodentia, Muridae. Gene Ontology annotation, cellular component: Rad17 RFC-like complex; nucleus. Gene Ontology annotation, biological process: DNA repair; mitotic DNA replication checkpoint signaling; DNA damage checkpoint signaling. The transcript has 17 exons.